Molecule: messenger RNA, 1122 nt
Organism: Somion occarium
Lineage: Eukaryota; Fungi; Basidiomycota; Agaricomycetes; Polyporales; Cerrenaceae
Source: the annotation of a GenBank genome assembly
GACUCAGUACUUAGUUUGUGCUCACUGCUGAAGACUAUUUACCGGAUUUUCCUCUUCCAUGCCACUAAGAUGGACGAGGAGGAGGCAUACAUACUUCUGCUGCUGUCCGACGGUAACCUACCUACAGGUUCCUUCGUAGCAUCGGCAGGCCUUGAGUCGUAUGCCACUCAUGGCUUUCUUACGGCCGGAGGCCCCUCAGGCAGCAUCAACGACAAACUCCUUGCUAUUACUGAAUUUGUGCGAGAUAGUGUAAUGACAUAUGCGCGCAGCGCCGUACCAUUCUUGUCGGAUGCGCACAGAGAGGUCCAAAGACACCUCGAUGCAGCUCCCGUGGACCAGGAUGCUGAAUCCACACUGCGCAUUCUUGUCGCUUUGGAUGACCUCUAUGAAGCUACGACACUCAACCACGUUGCACGCCGUGCUUCACGAUCACAAGGCGUUGCGCUCCUCACUCUGUAUUCCAAAGGAUUUUCUCAGCCGCCGCUCCCCGAUCAACCGUCUUCCGACAUCGACGCCAGAGCUGGAGUGGCUUCCACGCUCAUUGAUAAACUGAAACUAGUGGUCCGCCGAGAAGACACACCUGGUCAUUUACCAAUAUGCUGGGGCGUUCUCACUGCUGCUUUGGGUCUUUCCGUCGAACGAAGUCAAUUUCUGCACCUCUUCUUGCAUGCCAGAGGUUCGCUCUCUGCUGCAGUGCGUAUGAACGUCAUUGGACCAUAUGCCGCUCAACAGCUACUUCUACAUACCAUACGUCCGCUGGUCAUCGCAGAAGCGGAGCAUUGUAGACAUCUUCGCACAGGGUUGCGUCAGCUUUCAGCCGGGUCAGAUCAAGUCCCCUUGUUCGAUGAAGACGUUAUGACAGAGGGUGGGCCCGCGAUGACUUGGCCACUUGGAGAAAUCCUGGCCAGCCGUCACGACUUGCAACAUUCGCGCAUAUUCAACAGCUGACACGGACAUCAGCGAAUUUCGGGGGACUCAAGGAAAGCAUCAAUGAAGUAGUAUAUAGUGUACAACAGGCGCCUCUAUUACCUCUACGGUGCAGUAGUGAGUGCAAGUCGUGCUGAAACUUCUGCUUGUGAUCGAACAAGGUUGGCAAGGUAUGAAACCAUGAGUGCAUCCUGG